Messenger RNA from Aspergillus pseudoviridinutans, 1518 nucleotides. RefSeq names its product cytochrome P450. Gene Ontology annotation, molecular function: heme binding; monooxygenase activity; oxidoreductase activity, acting on paired donors, with incorporation or reduction of molecular oxygen. The transcript has 6 exons. NCBI's taxonomy places the organism in Eukaryota, Fungi, Ascomycota, Eurotiomycetes, Eurotiales, Aspergillaceae. The record is from RefSeq and is a predicted model, not a curated record. The coding region runs from base 1 to 1518 and encodes 505 amino acids.
AUGGAACUGCUACGUCUCCUGCUUUCGCAUCCAGUAGCUUCGGCCGUCGCUCUGGGGGCAGUCUACUUGCUCUGGGUGGUUCUCGACAGGCUGUAUCUGUCUCCCAUUGCCCGUUUCCCUGGGCCCAAACUCGCUGCGCUGACACAUCUGUACGAGUUUUACUGGGAUACCGUCUGCUGCGGACAGUUCACCUUUCAGAUUGGCCGCCUUCAUGAGAAAUACGGCCCCAUCGUGCGCAUCAGCCCAACCGAGCUGCACGUCAACGACCCCGACUACUACGAAGUCCUCUACUCGCGCGACAGCCCCCGCAACAAAUAUGAAUACUACCAAAAGACCCUCAACGCCCCCUUGGCGCUCCUCAACACGAUCGAUCACCACCUGCACCGCCAGCUCCGCGCCCAGUUGAACCCCUUCUUCUCCAAUGCGCGCAUCCGCAGACAGGAACCCGCCAUCAAGGCCCUCGUCGACAAGCUGUGCCGCCGCCUCGAGGAGCUCAAGAACACCGGCCAGCCCCUCAAUAUCGAGCACGCGCUCACUUGCUACACCACCGAUGUCAUCACCGACUACAGCAUGGGCGAUGGCUACCGCUACCUCGACGCCCCCGACUUCAUUCCGCAGUGGUACGGGACGCUGAACGGCACCGCCAAGACUAUGGUGUUUAUCCGUCCGGUUGCCUGGGCGCUGCCGUUGCUGCUUGCCUUGCCGGAGCGGGUGACCGCGUGGCUGAACCCCGGGAUGGAGCUGUUUUUCGAUUUCCAGCGCCGAUGCCGCAAGAUGAUCAAGGGGAUUGUCGCGGCGCAUAAGGAGAAGGGCGACCAGGCUGCGCAGAACGCGGCGUCGGUGAAUAUCUUCGAGGAUAUCCUCCGGAGUGAUCUGCCGGCGAAGAACAAGAGUGAGACGCGGCUGGCGCAGGAGAUGCAGGUGCUUGUGUCUGCGGGGGCGGAGACCACUGCCAAGGCCAUCACCUAUAUUCUGUUCUAUCUGCUGAAUGACCCCGAGACGAUGGCGAAGCUCAAGGCUGAGUUGGAGACAGUGGGCGAGGAUCCGCCGCUCAUCCAAUUGGAGCAGUUGCCUUACCUGACUGGUGUGAUGUUGGAAGGAAUCAGACUGUCCUACGGCGUCUCUGCCCGUCUUCCGCGAAUCGCCCCCUACAACGCCCUCAAGUUCAGAGACUGGACCAUUCCUCCAGGAACCCCCGUGAGCAUGAGCUGCCUCCUAAUGCACCACAACGAAACCGUCUUCCCCGACUCGCACCGCUUCAAGCCCGAGCGUUGGCUCGACCCCGUGGAGCGCAAGCGCCUGGAAAAGUACAUGGUCGCCUUCUCCAAGGGAUCGCGCCAGUGUAUCGGAAUGCAUCUCGCCAAAGCAGAAAUCCUCUUGUCCGUGCCGGCUCUCCUCCGCAGAAUGGACCUGGAGCUGUACGAGACCACGGUGGAAGACGUAGCCAUCAAGCACGAAAUUUUCAUUCCUUUCCCCCGGAUGGAUAGCAAGGGUGUGCGCGUGUUGAUCAAGGGAUGA